AUGGCCGGGGACGACGGCGUAGAGCGGGAUCCUUCAAAGGUCGACUUUGUAAAGAAUGGAGACAUAAAACUGUUUCCGGAUGACCCUACCAGUGAGAAGAAGCUGAUGAGGUUCCGCAAUAAGGGCCAUUCUGAGUUCUACGAUCCCUGUUCCGAGGCAGCAAAGAUGAGCAUGAAAUGCCUGGAACGUAACAAUUACGACCGCAAAAAAUGUAAAGAUUACUUCCAGGCUUACCGCGAUUGUACGGCGGAAUGGCGUAAAAAGGUUUAG
Wickerhamiella sorbophila is the source of this 270-nucleotide messenger RNA. Its product is annotated as Cytochrome c oxidase-assembly factor COX23, mitochondrial. Lineage: Eukaryota; Fungi; Ascomycota; Dipodascomycetes; Dipodascales; Trichomonascaceae. Bases 1 to 270 code for a protein of 89 amino acids. The transcript has a single exon. The record is from RefSeq and is a predicted model, not a curated record.